This is a messenger RNA of Panthera uncia (snow leopard), 3327 nucleotides long. RefSeq names its product leucine-rich repeat LGI family member 4. The transcript is spliced from 9 exons. NCBI's taxonomy places the organism in Eukaryota, Metazoa, Chordata, Mammalia, Carnivora, Felidae. Bases 1055 to 2677 code for a protein of 540 amino acids. Gene Ontology annotation, biological process: myelination in peripheral nervous system; neuron maturation. The record is from RefSeq and is a predicted model, not a curated record. Gene Ontology annotation, molecular function: protein binding.
GUUUGUGCCUGUAAAAUAGCCAUAUAAUAGGGUCAACCUUAGAGAGCUGUUAGCACGAGCUAGUAAACUUUUAGGACAGGGCCUAGUGCAGAGCCAACGCUGAGGGAGGGGGUGGCACCAUCACCAUCAUUGUUUGCUUGCGUUGGUUCCUUAUCCACGGCGGGUGGUGGGCACUCAGGGGUUAAUUUCAGGCUGGCCAGGAGGCUGUGAGUUUGGGGCAGGGCAGCUGCCCUGCCCUGUUUGGCCACCAGAGGGAGCAGCUGGGCCUUGGUGACCGCACACAUCACACCCUCCGGGAGCCAGGGGAGGGGGCUGGCUGGGCGUGGCCAGGAUGGCUCCAGCCCCCAGCUGUCUCUUCUCCCACCCCCUCCGCCUGCAGAGCCAUCCGGUCCCCACCCGGGUGACAUCCUCCUUACACUCCCUGAGUGGGGUGGAGUGGGAAAUCUGGGGAGGGGGCUGGCUGAGAGUGGUCAGCUCCAGCCCUUUGUGGCCCCUCCCCUCCCAUGGGGCCAUCCAGUCCCUUCCUUAGGGCUGCUCUUCCUAUGGCCUCUGACCCCCUCCUCCUUCUUACGCUGCUUUGCUGGGCGCACCCGGUGCCCAGUGAGUCCCUUUCCCAAACCUCCAAGGAGAAGGGGUGUGGGAGGAGGGGAAGAACGGGGAACUGGAAAGGGGGGUGAGAAAUAAAGAUAACAGACAGAGAGAGAGACACACACACAGGCCAACAGGCAGACAGAGACUCGGAGAGAGAAACAGAGAUAGAGAGACAGACGGAAAUAAAGAGAGAAAGUGGAAAACAGGCUAACUCCCUGAGUCAGAAAUACAAAAAGGGACAGAGACAGACAGACAGGGAAAAAGAAGUAAACAGAAAAUCAGACACCAAAGGGAUAGGGGAAGAAAGACAGGCUGAAAGAAAGACGGAGGAAGGAGAGCGAAGCCAGGACGGGGCGUGCCAGCUGGAGGAAUGGACGGUCGCCUGGCAUGGGACGUGUAGUGGCCCCAGCCCACAGAGCUGGGUGGGCAGAGAGGAGCCGGGGCGCAGCGGGGGUGAGGGGGGAUGGGAGGGGCAGGCGUUGUGCUGCUGCUGCUGCUGCUGCUGGCCGGAGCGGGCGCCGGGGUGGCCUGGAGACCACCAAAGGGAAAGUGCCCUCCGAGCUGCUCCUGCUCCAAGGAUAGUGCCCUGUGUGAGGGCUCUCCAGACCUGCCCGAGAGCUUCUCCCCGACCCUGCUGUCACUCUCACUCGUUAGGACUGGAAUCACCCAGCUGAAGGCCGGAAGCUUCCUGAGGGUGCCCACACUGCACCUGCUCCUCUUCACAUCCAACUCCUUCUCCGUGAUUGAGGACGAUGCAUUUGCGGGCCUGUCCCACCUGCAGUACCUCUUCAUCGAGGACAAUGACAUUGGCUCCAUCUCUAAGAACGCUCUCAGAGGACUUCGCUCACUCACACACCUGAGCCUGGCCAGUAACAAUCUCGAGACCCUCCCCAGAUUCCUGUUCCGAGGCCUGGAGACCCUAACUCAUGUGGACCUCCGCGGGAACCCGAUCCAGUGUGACUGCCGCGUCCUCUGGCUGCUGCAGUGGAUGCCCACCGUGAAUGCCAGCGUGGGGACUGGGGCCUGCGCCGGCCCCACUGCUCUGGCCCACAUGCAGCUCCGCCACCUGGACCCCAAGACGUUCAAGUGCAGAGCCAUAGAGCUGUCCUGGUUCCAGACGGUCGGGGAGGCGGCGCUGGGUGUGGAGUCCUUCUCCUACCAGGGGGAGCCCCACAUCAUCCUGGCACAGCCGUUUGAGGGCCGUUGUCUGAUCCUCACCUGGGACUACAGCCUGCAGCGUUUCCGGCCCGAGGAAGAGCUGUCCGCGCCCUCGGUGGUGUCCUGCAAGCCACUGGUGCUGGGCCCGAGCUUCUUCGUGCUGGCCGCCCGCCUGUGGGGUGGCUCGCAGCUCUGGGCCCGGCCCGGCCCCGGCCUGCGCCUGGCCCCCACACAGGCCCUGGCCCCACGACGGCUGCUGCGGCCCAAUGACGCCGAGCUCCUGUGGCUGGACGGGCAGCCCUGCUUCGUGGUGGCCGACGCCUCCAAGGCGGGCAGCACCACGCUGCUGUGCCGGGACGGGCCCGGCUUCUACCCUCGCCAGAGCCUGCACGCCUGGCACCGGGACACGGAUGCCGAGGCCCUGGAGCUGGACGGCCGGCCCCACCUGCUGCUGGCCUCUGCCUCACAGCGGCCCGUGCUCUUCCACUGGCUCGGGGGCCGCUUCGAGAGGCGCACAGACAUCCCCGAGGCUGAGGACGUCUAUGCCACACGGCACUUCCAGGCCGGCGGGGACGUGUUCCUGUGCCUGACACGCUACAUCGGGGACUCCAUGGUCAUGCGCUGGGACGGCUCCAUGUUCCGCCUGCUGCAGCGACUGCCCUCGCGUGGUGCCCACGUCUUCCAGCCGCUGCUCAUCGCCAGGGACCAGCUGGCUAUCCUGGGCAGCGACUUCGCCUUCAGUCAGGUCUUGCGUCUUGAGCCUGACAAAGGGCUCCUGGAGCCGCUGCAGGAGCUGGGGCCCCCAGCCUUGGUGGCCCCUCGCGCCUUUGCUCACGUCACCGUGGCCGGCAGACGCUUCCUCUUCGCCGCUUGCUUCAAGGGCCCCACACAGAUCUACCAGCAUCACGAGCUAGACCUCAGUGCCUGAAACGCGAGGGGACCUUGAGACCUUGGACACGGCUCGGAGGGGAGGGGGCGCUGGCGCGGGGAGUCCCAGGCCUCUGGACACUCACUUGAACGGCCUCCUGGCUCUACCCGGGGUGAUGGUAUCUGUGAGGUACCGACCACAGGCCGAGUUCAAGACAAGGGACUUGAACUUCCAGUCUGAAGCAACAUCUCCGCCCGUGGCACACGUUCCGACCAAGCAUGACUUGGGGGCUCGGGCUGGGGCACCGCAAGAAGCUGGGGUACCGAAGCCAUGGUGGGGGCGAUGUGCAGAACUCCAUGAGGUCUGGAAGCGCCCCCUCAAGUCCACUCCCCUCCUGCUCCCUCUGAAAGUACUGAGGAGGAGAGAACUUUCCUUUCCCUCUAAACUCAUUCUGGCCAAUCUCUUUUAGUGCCCGCCUCCGUGACGUCAUCAGUCGCUGGGCCGGUUUCCCCGCCCGCCCGGGCCUGCUAACUUCCUCUGCUGCUUUGUGCGCAUGCCUCCUACCCAGGCGGAAGCCCAGCGUGUUGGCCCUCUUGCGCCUGCAAGAAAUAGGUGGGAAAAUAGGUGUUGUGGCUGGAGCCCCGGCUACCCUUUCUCUGGAGAGGACAGGAAGUGUAUAAGCUCAAUAAACACGCUGUGCACCUGCCUCA